GUCAUAGGUCCUCCAGGGGAUGGACCUGGAUUCAGAGACUAUAAUGAACUCAGAGGACGGGGACAACAGACCAGUGCCUCCAUCAUCUUUAUCCCUUCAAGGAGCUUCCAGUCAGAGGAAGAAGCUCUCUGCUCCUCGAAUCAGUUUGUCUCUGGACCAAAGCGAGGACGACUUGGGGGAGACACCAGACGAUCUGGACAUCAAUGUAGAUGACCUCGACACUCCAGAUGAGGGAGACUACCUCGACUACACAGACCACGAGCUGGACUGGGAAGAGCCCAGCGCGGCUAACAGAAGCGGGACGAAUGAGUCCUACAACACAAUCCCGACGUACAGCGCAGAGGAAGAGCGGCAGGACGCCAGGCUAUGGAGGAGCGUCGUCAUUGGCGAGCAGGAACAUCGCAUCAACAUGAAGAUCAUUGAGCCGUACAUGAGAGUCAUCUCCCAUGGAGGUGAAUGUUGAAGACCUUAAAUAGUU
Messenger RNA from Oryzias melastigma (Indian medaka), 478 nucleotides. RefSeq names its product protein prune homolog 2-like. Lineage: Eukaryota; Metazoa; Chordata; Actinopteri; Beloniformes; Adrianichthyidae. The transcript is spliced from 3 exons. The coding region runs from base 20 to 463 and encodes 147 amino acids. Gene Ontology annotation, biological process: apoptotic process. Gene Ontology annotation, cellular component: cytoplasm. The record is from RefSeq and is a predicted model, not a curated record.